Messenger RNA from Xyrauchen texanus (razorback sucker), 1806 nucleotides. RefSeq lists its product as uncharacterized. The coding region runs from base 115 to 1566 and encodes 483 amino acids. The transcript is spliced from 8 exons. The record is from RefSeq and is a predicted model, not a curated record. NCBI's taxonomy places the organism in Eukaryota, Metazoa, Chordata, Actinopteri, Cypriniformes, Catostomidae.
GUGGUGAUGACGUAGGCAUCGUGUAAACCACAGGAUCGUGAUGAUUAUGAUUACCAUUUGAUUGGCAGAACUUGCUCAUAAUUCACAGCAAGCUCCUGGACGACGCAUUAUAAAAUGGCAAUAUCUAUGAUGACAAUAUUUGUGCUGUUAGUUGUCUUAAUAGAUUUUAUGAACGCCCAAAUUACGCAACCUGAUCCUUGGCUAAAAAGGCACACGGGUAAAUCUGCUCUAAUCAAAUGCACUGUGGACCAAUCGACCAGUCUUCAGACCAAUGCUCUUCACGUAUACAGAGCUAAACAAGGAGAAACUUUCCAACGAGUCAUGCUUUUUGAAUCAGGAUCCAAAAAGGGUGUAAACGAUGCCGGUUUCCCCCGUAGAUUUAGUGGAUCAGUAAGUCGUCAGCUAAUGACCCUCACUAUCUCAGCACUGACGCUGGACGAUGCGGCGGUAUACUAUUGUGCGCUCUGGAGCGGAGACACAGUGCAAACUGUAGAUGAAAAUCCUUACAAAAACCUGUUUUCAAUUAAUCAUCCAAGGGUUUUUGAUAGCAGCAUCCCCUCAAGACAAAAGACAGUCUCUGCCACCAUGAAUGUUCUACUGAAGUUAUCCUUCUCACUGCUCGCUUAUCAUUUGUGUAGUGUUGAUGGAGUGGAGAAACUGCAACAGAAGAUCUCAGUGACCAAAUCGGUGGAAAAGUUGGCCAUUAUAGACUGCCAUUACCUCUCAGACUGCUGGAGCUACAUCCACUGGUAUCAGCAAAAAGAGGGGGAAACUUUAAAAAGAAUUCUGUACUCAAAACUCAGUGAUGGAACAACACACAAUGAUGCUGGUUUUGAGUCCUAUAAAUCAGAAAAGAAAGAAUCAAAUCAUUUUGUUUUGAGGAUAACCAAUCUGAAAAAAGAACAUUCAGCAGUAUAUUAUUGUGCAUGCUGGAGCUCAGUCAACACAGUAUAUAUAUAUUGGAUCAAAAAAUUUGGAUCGGGAACACGGCUAAUAGUAACUGAUAAAGGCAAAGACAUUACCGUGCCACCAAAAGUAUCAGUGUACCCAGUGUCCUCGGAAAAAAAUGGCAAAAGCGCAAUGUUAUGUCAAGCCAGAGGCAUGUUUCCUGACUUGGUGGAAUUUCUGUGGGAAAAACAGAGCAGACAGAUGACAGAAAAUUGGACUGCAGUGUCACCGGAUAAUGUUGUGGAGCAGAGAAAUACACUGCCACAGAUUGCCGUGACAAGUAUGGUGAUCGAAGAUACAAAAACAGCCCAAAACAACAUUUACCGAUGCUCUGUUACACAUGAGGGGAACAAAGAUAAACGUCAAAAAUAUGAAUUAAAAAAAGAUGAAAAAGAGCCAGAAGGGACAACCCAGGCUGCAACUCAGAUCCUGGCAACAUGUCCACCCAGCACAGAGAACAAAGAAAAGAAGAUAUCAGAUUCUUUGGGUCAAACACCCAGUCUGUCCCUGUUUGUCUAUGCGUAUGGUGUAAUGCUCAUGAAGAAUGGAGUUUAUUUUUGUGCUGUCUUUAUCUUUCUUUUGAAAAGAAAAGCUGUAAAGAAAGACGAAAGCUCUUAGGGGCUAAAUGAUCAACAUGAAGCAAACAUCAGGUUUAUCAUAUAUAGUAGAUGCACAUUUGACAAUAAUCUCUCUCUUUAUUAGAAAUAUAUUCUCAAAUGUAUUGCUUGCAAAUGUUUUUGUUUUAGAUCUGCUUUAUUAAUGCUUCUAAAAAAUAAAUUGAUCACUAAUAUUUUGGCUGUUCAUUUAAAAGCUUAGAAACAGAAAUGCACAACUGUCUUCUUUCUGCUUUAAAUUAUA